Cloeon dipterum is the source of this 2626-nucleotide messenger RNA. It is a transcript of the gene Madm, whose product is annotated as MLF1-adaptor molecule. Gene Ontology annotation, cellular component: endomembrane system; cytoplasm. Gene Ontology annotation, molecular function: ATP binding; protein serine/threonine kinase activity. Gene Ontology annotation, biological process: protein phosphorylation; intracellular signal transduction. The transcript is spliced from 5 exons. NCBI's taxonomy places the organism in Eukaryota, Metazoa, Arthropoda, Insecta, Ephemeroptera, Baetidae. The coding region runs from base 313 to 1773 and encodes 486 amino acids. The record is from RefSeq and is a predicted model, not a curated record.
UAAACUAACAAUCGCAUGAUGUUAGUUAGCAAGACGCAUGCUGAGACAACUUUUUUAGAUUUGUCGAAUGGGUGCGGCCUUGGGCCCAGGGACAGUUGUUGGGUGGCUCGAGAUUUAUUGUCAAAUUGGUCGUCUGUUCGGGGAGCCUUGUAUUUUCCUUCUUUCCGAAUAGUUCCAUCCCGAAGCUCGUUUCAACACCCGAAUUGCCCAACGGCCUGGAUUCCGAAACGGAAGGCAGCACCCGCGGCAACUUCUUAAUUAACUCUCAUCUCGGCACCGCACUGCCCUUACUUUCCCAAGGUGGAUUGAGCAAUGCCAUCAGGCGGCCCGGCUGGGACGAGUCGGAAUCAACAAAAGCAGAGCAUGAGAGAAAGUGGCGAGGACUCGGAGGACGAGAGCGAAAUUUUAGAGGAGUCACCUUGCGGACGAUGGCUGAAACGGAGAGAGGAAGUGGACCAGAGGGACGUGCCGGGCAUAGACUGUGCCUUUCUGGCCAUGGACACGGAGGAAGGAGUCGAGGUGGUGUGGAACGAGGUGCAGUUCUCGGAGCGGAAAAACUUCAAGAUGCAAGAGGACAGCAUCCACAUGGUGUUUGAGAGCCUGACCCAGCUGGAACACGUGAACAUUGUCAAAUUCCACCGCUACUGGACGGACACGCACAACGACAAGCCGCGGGUCAUUUUCAUCACCGAGUACAUGAGCAGUGGCUCGCUGAAGCAUUUCCUCAAGCGGACAAAGCGCAACCUCAAGAAACUGCCCUUCCAGUCGUGGAAACGGUGGUGCUCGCAAAUCCUAUCGGCGCUUAGUUAUUUGCACGCGUGUACGCCGCCCAUUGUGCACGGCAACCUCACCUGCGACACUAUUUUCAUCCAGCACAAUGGACUGGUAAAAAUUGGUUCUGUGGCGCCGGACGCCAUCAACCACCAUGUGAAAACUUGCCAGGGCAUGGCGCGGAACGCGCACUACCUCGCUCCCGAGUAUGGCACAAACGCGCCCAUAACGCCGGCCGCGGACAUUUACGCGUUCGGCAUGUGCGCCCUUGAGAUGGCCGUGCUGGAAAUAGCAGGCGAGCAGUCGGGCCCCAUCACGCCCGACCAGAUCGAGCGUGCCAUCGAUAGUCUGGAGGGCGAGUUGCAGAAGGACCUCAUCAGACAGUGUCUGCAUGCAGAGCCGGCCAAGCGACCUACCGCCCGCCAACUUCUGCUCCACCCCCUGCUCUUCGAUGUGCACCCGCUCAAGUUGCUCGCGGCCCACUCGGUUGCCAAACACUCGGACGGCCUCCCCGAAGGCCACGAACGUCCUCCUACGUCAGUUUUUGCUGUGUGCAACGGUCGCAAAAUCCUUUAUCAGGAGCUGGAGCACACGGAACGGCUAGGCAAGUACCUCGAGGACGUGAAGUACGGGAUCUACCCACUGACGGCGUACGCGCCGCCACGGACGCGGGCGACGUCGCCCGAGGUGACCGCUGAGUCGGUCAAGUCGCUGAGCCCGGAGCCGGUGGACGUGGAAACGCGGCGAGUCGUCACGAUGAUGUGCUCAGUGAAACGCCGCGACGAGGCUGUGAUGUCGAACGACCUGCAGGUGACCCUGCUGCUGCGCAUGGACGACAAGAUGAACCGGCAGUUGACGUGUCCCGUGGUAUCUGGUGACUCUGCGAGCGCGCUGGCCCAGGAACUGGUGCACUUUGGGUUUGUCAGCGAACUGGACCGCGUGUCUGUGGAGGAGCUGCUGGUCGAGCAGCUGCGCAAUCACGUGCACCUUCAAGGCAAAUGACCCGACUUGAAUUUACGCGUUGAAUCAAAAAGCCAAACGACUGACUCUGAGCUCCGGCCCCGCGCCGCCUUCCACAAGGACUCGCAGCAAAGAGAGAGACAGAAAGAAAUUGGAUAUUAGCAAUAUAUCUAUUACGGAUAUGUCUAUUUUCAAGAUUAUAAUUUAUGUUGCUUACAUGUUUUUAUGAUAAAGAGAAAGUGCUUUGCAAAAUAAGUAUUUUUUGCACACAGCCUUAUUAUUUGUACACUUGGUAUGAUAAAUAUUAUUAUAUAUAUGAUACAAUAUAUAUAUAAAUAUAUUCCUCGCGUAAGAAGGAAAAGGUUUUCCUCCCGAAUCUUCUCUGAUGGCCGCAAUUCGCUUGCGUAAUUUUAUUAACUCGUCACACACACACACCUUCUCUUGUAUUGUAAGAAAGGGAAUCUUUUUUGUUUUCUUUUGAUUACACGAACACACACACACACCGCUAUAAAGCUUUUAAUUGUGAAAAUCGGUACAGACCCGGACGGUAAUCAGAAGGCAAGUGGGCACUUUCUCUCUGCGCGCGUCAUGGAGAACUGCAUUUAUUUUGUACCGUCUCGAUCCUCAGAAAUCUCCCUCACUUGCCAACGCAAUGGAUUGUCACUCUCUCUGUGGUUCAACUCCGGAUGCUACAACACACACGCUACUUGGUGAUGAAUUCUCAAAAAUAAACUGAGCUAUGAUGCUUACAAAACAAACGAAAACGCAUUUUGGUCCACACCUCCAUCGACUCUUUUAUCGCAAAAACGACGCGUUUUCCAUCUUGUGUAUCAUGCUUCUUUUAUUUGCUCUGUAUUAGGAACUGUUUCCAAUAAAACCAGAUACGAAAUUUUCA